Messenger RNA from Hibiscus syriacus, 1302 nucleotides. RefSeq lists its product as uncharacterized. Lineage: Eukaryota; Viridiplantae; Streptophyta; Magnoliopsida; Malvales; Malvaceae. The transcript has 3 exons. The record is from RefSeq and is a predicted model, not a curated record. Bases 1 to 1302 code for a protein of 433 amino acids. Gene Ontology annotation, molecular function: catalytic activity.
AUGGCUUCAAAUAAGAAGGCUAGAGGGAGGAAGAAAGGUAAUACUGGUUCUUCUAGUAAAUUUGAAUCGCUAGCUGAGGGAGGUGUGCUUGAUGGUCCGAGGAAGGUUCGGGUGGCCUCCUUAGGAGUUGCCGCUUUGCUUAACGAAAUCAAGUCUAAAAAGAGGGAUCUUGUGGAUAAAGCAAAAAUUAGUGGUAAUGUGGGGACUGGAAGUGGUGUAGGUAAUUCUGAUUUUGCGGAGGGGGGCAGAAUUUGGAUUCUAUGGAGGAAACAUUGGUCCUUCUCUAUUUUUAGUGCUAGUGAUCAGUCUCUCUCCAUUGCUGGCAAUAUCAAUGGCUGUAGGACACUGAUUACUACUGUUUAUGGCAGUAAUAGUGGGAUUGGCAGGAGAGGUUUAUGGGAUCAUUUGAGGAGUUUGGAAAGCUUGGUUGGUUCUUCCCCCUGGGUGGUUGGAGGGGAUUUUAAUGUUGUUCUUAGUGCAAAUGAGAGCUCUGAUUUUGAGUCCUUGGGUGUGCACAGCUUCUCUGAUAUGGAAGAUUUUCAAGACUGUUUAGGAGAUUUGGACCUGUUGGACCAUCCUUUCCUUGGUCCCACUUUCACCUGGUCUAAUAGGCAAGAUGAGGGUUUUCUUGCUCGCAAGCUUGACAGGAUUUUGGUUAAUCCUGAAUGUCUAACUGCUCAUCCCGAUUCUUUUGCUGAAUUCAAGGCACAGGGUGCUUCAGAUCAUUGUCUUGGUAUGAUCUGGACACAGAAGGAUGCUUUGGCUAGGAGGCCUAAGCCUUUCAAGUUUUUUAACCGCUGGACUUCAAAUGUUGGUUUUAUGGGAGUUGUUAAGCUUUCUUGCUGCACUGAUCAAAGAAGUAUUGAGGAAGAGAGAAACAUUCAUGCUGAGCUGGUUGAUUUGGAGAUUGCUGAGUCUGAAUUUUAUAGGCAAAUUGCAAAGGUGCACUGGUUAAAAGAGGGGGAUCUUAACACUAAAUUUUUCCAUCAAAGGGUUGAGUCUAACAAGAAGAGGAAUACUAUCAAGGUUUUAUUGUCUGGAAGUGGUCAGUAUCUGGAUUCAUUUGAUGAUAUAGCGAAUGAGUUAGUGAACUUCUUCACUAACCUUAUUGGGACUACUGAUCCAAUGGUAGAAAAUUUUCCUGUGGAGUGGCUCAAGGACUUAUUGAACUACUCUCUGCCAAAAGGUGCUGGUGAUAUGCUCAUCAAAGAGGAGGAUGACAAGGAAAUAAAAGAGGCUUUGUUUAGGCAAGGUAAUGGCAAGAGCCCUGGCCCUGAUGGUUUCUCCCUCUUGGUUCUUUAA